AUAUAUAUAUAUAUAUAUAUAUAUAUAUCUUCAAGCUGUGAUCAUAAGCUGAGAGAGCCAAAAUUUAGAGGUUUAAUUAAGAGGCUGAUACCUUGGUUUCUUGCUGGGGCAUGAGGUUUGAGGUUGUUUCUUCAUUUGUUUUUAGUGAUCAUUCAUGAAAUAUGUAAGGCGGAUUGAGACGAGACUUUGACAGAGGCCACUAGAUCCUGGGCUUAAUCGCAGCCGGAAUAGGACGAGGAUUCGAGAUCGUGAGCUCAAUCACAGCCGAGAUAAGACGAGGAUUACACAGAGGCUCCCAAAGAAUGAUAAGAUGGCAGCAGCAGCCUUCUCCACAAAAGAACAUGAAGCCAAAGAAGAGACGCAUCCUCAACCCUCAGGGGAAUUUCCUGCAGAAAUGGAACAAGAUAUUCGCGGUGUCCUGCAUCAUCGCCGUCUCCCUCGACCCUCUCUUCUUCUACAUUCCGAUGAUCGUACGCGACCAGUUCUGCCUAACUCUCGACAGGAAGGUCGAGAUCGCCGCCUGCGUGCUUCGCUCUAUGGUGGAUAUCUUCUACGUGUUUCACAUCGUUCUGCAGUUCCGGACCGGGUUCAUCGUCCCCUCGUCGCACGUGUUUCGGAGGGGCAAGCUGGUGAAGGACUCGAGGGCCAUAGCGAAGCACUACCUGCGCUCCUACUUCGUGGUGGACGUGCUGUCAAUCCUGCCGCUGCCGCAGAUGGUGGUGCUGAUGGUGAGGCACGCAGUGAAGGAGCCGGUUGCGCACGUGAUGAAGGAGAUGCUCAAGGCGGUUAUCUUCAUCCAGUACAUUCCGAGGGUCUGGCGGAUUUAUCCGUUGUACCAGGAAGUUACUAGAACGUCCGGGAUCUUUACAAAGACGGCCUGGGCCGGAGCUUCUUUCAACCUCUCCCUUUUCAUGCUCGCAAGCCAUGUAACUCUCUCUCUCUCUCUCUCUCUUUAUAUAUAUAUAUAAGGCACUCCAG
Salvia miltiorrhiza (redroot sage) is the source of this 978-nucleotide messenger RNA. Its product is annotated as cyclic nucleotide-gated ion channel 1-like. Bases 303 to 968 code for a protein of 221 amino acids. The record is from RefSeq and is a predicted model, not a curated record. Lineage: Eukaryota; Viridiplantae; Streptophyta; Magnoliopsida; Lamiales; Lamiaceae. The transcript has 3 exons.